Molecule: messenger RNA, 1309 nt
Organism: Nicrophorus vespilloides
Lineage: Eukaryota; Metazoa; Arthropoda; Insecta; Coleoptera; Silphidae
Product: protein bowel-like
Exons: 1
Biological process (GO): embryo development; regulation of transcription by RNA polymerase II; embryonic hindgut morphogenesis
Cellular component (GO): nucleus
Molecular function (GO): RNA polymerase II transcription regulatory region sequence-specific DNA binding; DNA-binding transcription factor activity, RNA polymerase II-specific
Source: RefSeq, a predicted model, not a curated record
GUAUAUUCAUAGUAAAGAGAAGCCGUUUAAAUGUACGGAAUGUGGCAAAGGAUUCUGCCAGUCUCGGACUUUGGCAGUCCACAAGAUCCUGCACAUGGAGGAAUCGCCGCACAAGUGUCCGGUCUGCAGCAGAUCCUUCAAUCAACGUUCGAACCUGAAGACGCACCUGCUGACCCACACGGACCACAAACCGUACGAGUGCAACUCUUGCGGAAAGGUGUUCCGAAGGAACUGCGAUCUUCGCAGACACGCUCUGACCCACGCCGUAGGAGACGUCCCAGCCGACGGUCUCGGCGAUGGUUUCAUACCGCCAGAAUCGAUGUCUCCGCGUCCGCACAGCCCCGAACGCGACGACCCCAUAAGGAUUUCAUCCCCGAUACCGGAGCGCACUCAAUGCCAUGAACCUUGCACUUCCUACACGAUGAGACCGAACCCGGAGGAGCGUCGCAUCCAUUUAGAAGACGAAGAUGAGGACCUCGAAGAUGACCCAGAGAUCGAUCCAGGACAAGAGGAGCCGCCCAACUUGGAAGGAAAGGAGAAACCUAAGGAGCCGCAUCAUCCGCAGCUGCAGAUCAGAAGGGAUUUGCUACCGCCGCAGAAGCCGUCAACGAUAACCAGUCCGAUGGAACACCACUUCUUAGGGCCGUUCCGGAAGCGCAGAUACAGCGAAGCCACGAACCUAUCCAUGGGUCGACACUCUCCGCCACCUGUGAUGAGCAUGCGUUUAACCAUGCCUUCAAAUCUGAUGCCGCAGAGCAUACCGAUACCACCCAGUCCAACCAUUCUCAAACCACCCGACAUCCUCAUCCCUAACAACUCGCAACUACUGAAUCUGGCAGGUCCCAGCACGUCUAAAAUCUCCUCCCUGGACGUUCCCAGCGAUCUUUCCAUGAAGAAAGACGACUCCAUCCAGCAACCCAUCCAACCUCCACCUCCACCACGUCCACCGCAAAAUCCGCCAAAGAAAACUGGAUUCACCAUCGAGGACAUCAUGAGGCGGUAGUUGACAGCAACGCGCAUCAUCCUCCCCCCUCCCAUGUUCCUCACUAACACCCCCCGUUUUAACCAAUCCGUCAAAAACCAGGGUGAAAUAAUUAAACUAAAAAAAAAAUAUAAACCUGUAAAUAAAUAAUUUGUACAUACGCAACUUAUUAAUUAUCUUCUUUUGUAAAUCGUUUAUUUUAUUAUUAUUUUAUUAUUUUUUUUUUAAUAGGAAGGGACCUUAUCUCGCAAUCUGUGAAUAUACGUACAUGUAAAUGAACUUAGUUUAAUUAAGAUCACUAAUUUCAUCCGCAAUUAACGUUACAAA